AUGUCUGAUUCUGCGCAGUCUAUCAAGGUUCUAGGUGAAUUGUUCGAGAAGUUGUCUGUGGCUACUGCUGAGAACAGAGAAGCGACCGCCACGGAAAUUGCUUCGUUCUUGAACGGGAACAUCAUCGAGCAUGACGUGCCAGAGGAGUUCUUCAAGAACCUCACCAAGGCGGUGAAGGACAAGAAGACCGCGGCUGCGGCUUUGGAGACAAUUGCCCACAUUGCCAACGAGAACAACCUGUCUCCAUCCGUGGAGCCAUACAUCGUGGAUCUAGUUCCAGAGGUGUGCGUCAAGACCGGUGACAAGGACAAGGAUGUGCAGUCUAUUGCCUCCGAGACCUUGCUUGCCAUUGUCAAGGCGAUCGACCCUGUGGCCAUCAAGGUCAUUCUUCCACAUUUGACCAAGUCGCUAGUUACGACCAACAAGUGGCAGGAGAAGGUGUCCGUCUUGGCGGCCAUCUCUGCAUUGGUCGACGCGGCUAAGACCCAGGUUGCUUUGAGAAUGCCUGAAUUGAUCCCAGUCUUGUCUGAGGCCAUGUGGGACACCAAGAAGGAGGUCAAGCACGCCGCCACUGCCACCAUGACCAAGGCUACCGAGACUGUCGACAACAAGGAUAUCGAGCGUUUCAUUCCUGAGUUGAUCCAGUGUAUUGCCGACCCAUCCCAGGUCUCCGAGACCGUGCAUUUGUUGGGUGCCACCACCUUCGUUGCUGAGGUCACUCCAGCUACUCUAUCCAUCAUGGUUCCAUUGUUGAACAGAGGUUUGGCUGAGAGAGAGACUUCCAUCAAGCGUAAGGCUGCCGUCAUCAUCGACAACAUGUGUAAGUUGGUCGAAGACCCACAGGUUGUUGCUCCUUUCUUGGAGAAGUUGUUGCCAGGUUUGAAGAACAACUUCGCCACCAUUGCUGACCCUGAGGCCCGUGAGGUUACCUUGAGAGGUUUGAAGACCUUGAGAAGAGUCGGUAACGUCAGCGACGACGACACUUUGCCAGAGGUGUCUCACGCUGGUGACAUCGUCACCACCAGAGGUGUCUUGGAUGAGUUGACCAAGGAUACCCCAAUUGCUCCAAGAUUUGCGCCUGUGGUGAACUACAUUGCCGCCAUUGCUGCAGACUUGAUCGACGAGAGAAUCAUCGACCAGCAGGCUUGGUUCACGCACGUCACUCCAUACAUGACCGUUUUCUUCCACGAGAAGCAGUCCAAGGAGAUUAUUGACGACUUCAGAAAGAGAGCCGUUGACAACAUUCCAGUCGGUCCAAACUUCGACGACGAGGAGGACGAGGGUGAGGACUUGUGUAACUGUGAGUUCUCCUUGGCCUACGGUGCUAAGAUCUUGUUGAACAAGACUCAGUUGAGAUUGAAGAGAGCCAGAAGAUAUGGUCUAUGUGGUCCUAACGGUGCUGGUAAGUCUACCUUGAUGAGAGCUAUCGCCAACGGUCAGGUUGACGGUUUCCCAACUCAAGAUGAGUGUAGAACUGUCUACGUCGAGCACGACAUUGACGGUACUCAGGCCGACACCUCUGUCUUGGACUUCGUUUUCCAGGGUGACGUUGGCACCAGGGAGGUCAUCACCGAGAAGUUGAGAGAGUUCGGUUUCUCCGACGAGAUGAUCGCCAUGCCAAUCAUGUCCUUGUCUGGUGGUUGGAAGAUGAAGUUGGCUUUGGCCAGAGCUGUGUUGAAGAACGCCGACAUCUUGUUGUUGGACGAGCCAACUAACCAUUUGGACACUGUUAACGUCGCUUGGUUGGUGAACUACUUGAACACCUGUGGUAUCACUUCCAUCAUUGUGUCCCACGACUCUGGCUUCUUGGACAAUGUCUGCCAGUACAUCAUCCACUAUGAAGGUUUGAAGUUGAGAAAGUACAAGGGUAACUUGUCUGAGUUCGUCAAGAAGUGCCCAACUGCUAAGUCUUACUACGAGUUGGGUGCCUCCGACUUGGAGUUCAAGUUCCCAGAGCCAGGUUUCCUAGAGGGUGUCAAGACCAAGCAGAAGGCUAUUGUCAAGGUCUCUAACAUGUCCUUCCAGUACCCAGGUACCUCCAAGCCACAAAUCGCCGACAUUAACUUCCAGUGCUCGCUUUCUUCCAGAAUUGCCGUCAUUGGUCCAAACGGUGCCGGUAAGUCUACGUUGAUCAACGUUUUGACUGGUGAGCUAUUGCCAACUACUGGUGAGGUUUACACCCACGAGAACUGUAGAAUUGCCUACAUCAAGCAGCAUGCCUUUGCUCACAUUGAGAACCACUUGGACAAGACCCCAUCUGAGUACAUUCAGUGGAGAUUCCAGACCGGUGAGGACAGAGAGACCAUGGACAGAGCUAACAGACAGAUCAACGAGAGCGAUGCUGAGUCCAUGAACAAGAUCUUCAAGAUCGACGGUACUCCAAGAAGAAUUGCUGGCAUCCACUCCAGAAGAAAGUUCAAGAACACCUACGAGUAUGAAUGUUCUUUCUUGUUGGGUGAGAACAUUGGCAUGAAGUCUGAGAGAUGGGUUCCAAUGAUGUCCGUCGACAACGCUUGGUUGCCAAGAGGUGAGUUGAUCGAGUCUCACUCCAAGAUGGUUGCUGAAGUUGACAUGAAGGAGGCUUUGGCUUCCGGUCAGUUCAGACCAUUGACCAGAAAGGAGAUUGAGGAGCACUGUGCCAUGUUGGGCUUGGAGGCCGAGUUGGUUUCCCACUCUAGAAUCAGAGGUCUAUCUGGUGGUCAGAAGGUUAAGUUGGUCUUGGCUGCUUGUACGUGGCAGAGACCUCACUUGAUCGUCUUGGAUGAGCCUACCAACUAUUUGGACAGAGACUCUCUAGGUGCUUUGUCCAAGGCUUUGAAGGCGUUCGAGGGUGGUGUUAUCAUCAUCACUCACUCUGCUGAGUUCACCAAGGACUUGACUGAGGAAGUCUGGGCUGUCAAGGACGGUAUCAUGACUCCUUCUGGCCACAACUGGGUCAGCGGUCAGGGUUCCGGUCCAAGACUAGAGAAGAAGGAGGACGAGGGCGACAAGUUCGAUGCUAUGGGUAACAAGAUUGCUACCGGUAACAAGAAGAAGAAGUUGUCUUCCGCCGAGUUGAGAAAGAAGAAGAAGGAGAGAAUGAAGAAGAAGAAGGAGUUGGGUGACGCUUAUGUUUCUUCUGACGAUGAAUUUUAA
Eremothecium gossypii ATCC 10895 is the source of this 3135-nucleotide messenger RNA. RefSeq names its product AAL028Wp. Gene Ontology annotation, molecular function: translation elongation factor activity; ATP binding; ATP hydrolysis activity. The record is from RefSeq and is marked provisional. The transcript has a single exon. The coding region runs from base 1 to 3135 and encodes 1044 amino acids. NCBI's taxonomy places the organism in Eukaryota, Fungi, Ascomycota, Saccharomycetes, Saccharomycetales, Saccharomycetaceae.